This is a messenger RNA of Panicum virgatum (switchgrass), 1330 nucleotides long. Its product is annotated as zinc finger BED domain-containing protein RICESLEEPER 1-like. Gene Ontology annotation, molecular function: DNA binding. Bases 242 to 1330 code for a protein of 362 amino acids. The record is from RefSeq and is a predicted model, not a curated record. The transcript is spliced from 3 exons. Lineage: Eukaryota; Viridiplantae; Streptophyta; Magnoliopsida; Poales; Poaceae.
UCAGAGCCCAUCCAGAUCUCGCUUGAGCCCAGAUGAUGAACUGGGUCGGGCUCCCAACGAGCUCACCACCCACCAACCCACCCAUCCAGGUCCAACCCUAGCCCUACCCGAAUCCCCAUCUCCUCCCCUGCUCGUCGUCCCUGCCGGAUCGUGCGCCUCGAUCUGCCAAUCCACUCCAAUUUCGACGACUCCGGCUGCCAUUUCGCGGGGAACUUUUCGACCUUCCCGCAGGAGCAGUGAAAUGGAUCACCUGGAUGAGCAUGACAGUGAUGAAAUGAAAGUAGGGGCAACCUCUGAUGGCACUGGCACCAAAUUGAGAAAGAAGAGGUCUAAGAUCUGGGAUGAGUACAGGCCCAUCUUUGUAGAUGGAGCGAUUCAGAGUGCGGAAUGCCUCUACUGCCAUAUUCACAUGAGUUGCAGAGGUGCUGAUGGGCAGUCCAACGGAACAAGCCAUUUGUGGCGGCACCAGAAAGUUUGCCGAGCAAAAGAUGGGUUCGGUCCGGGCCUGCUGCAACAGGAUGCCAACUUGCCUUACGUGGUGAAUGAAGUAGAGCCAGUGGACAAAAUUCUUCCAGAUUCACUUAAUGAGAUAAACUUGGUGACCCGUAGUGAGAAUAGCAAAUUCAGGUCAAAGGUAUGGAAGGAUUUUAUACCAUUCUAUGUUGAAGGGAGAGUCCAGGGUGCUGACUGUGUCCAUUGCCACAAGCGACUCAGUGCAGAUAAAGGUAGAAGUCAUUUGAACCGACAUACUCAGACUUGUCCAGCAAGAAGUGGAAAUAGCAUAAAUCAUCAGAAGGGUGUGUUGUCCCAGUCCAGUGUACCAAGUUUUAAAUCUAGGCUUCAAGAUGAGCUUUCACCAGCCUUGACAAAUGGUAAGGUUCAGAUUGCAGAGUAUGCUAGUAAGUUCCUCAUGGGCAGUUCUGGUGAUAGAAGCCCAGUGGAACGUCAUGUUCUAACUUUGCCAGCAAUGGAUGAGAUGAAUUCCACAGAACACAAUACCACAUCAGCUCAGACUGCUGCAGGUAUGAGCAGGAAAUUUGACCAACAAGCAUCUUAUCAAGAGCUAACUAAAUUAAUUAUUUCACAUGGCUAUCCCUUGUCAAUUGUGGAACAUGAAGAAAUGAGAAGGUUUGCAAAGAGCCUGAACCCUGCAUUUAACAUGGCUUCAAGCAUUGACAUAGAAGAGUAUUUAACUCUUUUAUUUCAGAAAGAAAAGACUGAUCUAAAGGAAAAAAUUGCUCUUUUAUCCCAUCGGAUUUCCUUAUCAGCAAGUGUGUGGGCUCCUGAUGGAGCUGAGGCCUCAGUGAAGUAUCUGAAGGUAAUCGGGUAG